AUGUCCUUAACUACUGCUGCUCCACUUUUGGCGCUACUAAGGGAGAAUGAAGAUUCUGUCAAGACAUAUGCCCUAGAAUCUAUAAAUAAUGUUGUCGACCAAUUAUGGUCUGAAAUUUCGAAUGAAUUGCCAGACAUUGAAGCAUUGUACGAUGAUGACACUUUUUCCGAUCGUGAAAUGGCUGCUUUGAUUGCAUCCAAGGUGUACUACAACCUUGGUGAAUAUGAAUCUGCCGUUAGAUAUGCUCUUGCCGCAGAGAGUCGUUUCAACAUAGAUGAACAAUCUCAGUUCGUUGAAACCAUAGUCUCAAAGAGUAUCGAAAUGUACGUCCGCAGAGCUUCCAGGCAAUACACUAAGGACGAACUGUUUUACACUAAGGAUACUAUUGACCCAAAAUUAACGUCUAUUUUUGAACGCAUGAUAGAAAAAUGUUUACAAGCCUCCGAACUUAAACUUGCUUUAGGUAUUGCCUUAGAAGGCUAUAGAUUGGAUAUAAUUGAGAAUACUUUAAAAAACAAGCUGGAUCACGAUUCAGCUUCUGAGAAUGUUAAAAUCAUUAACUACUUAUUAUCACUUGCCAUAAGCACCGUGACAAACUCGAAAUUCAGAUCCUCGAUAUUGAGAAAAUCUUUUGACUUCCUAAUGAGCAUGCCUAAUCGCGAUUAUUUAACGCUCAACAAAGUGGUUGUGAAUUUGAAUGAUGCCGAAUUGGCACUUCAAUUAUUUAAAAAAUUGAAGGAAGAAAACGAUGAAGGGUUAUCCGCGCAAAUUGCAUUUGAUUUAGUCUCUUCUGCAUCUCAGCAAUUACUUGAGAUAUUGGUUACUGAAUUAACUAGUCAAGGUUGCGAUUCCGGCUUAUUGAAUAUUCUGUCCGGUCUACCGACUUGUGAUUACUACAACACCUUCCUUUUGAAUAAUAAAAAUAUUGAUAUUGGCCUGUUAAAUAAAUCCAAAUCAGCUUUGGAUGGGAAGUUUUCUUUAUUCCAUACCGCCGUCAGUGUUGCUAACGGGUUCAUGCACGCUGGUACCACCGACAACUCGUUCAUCAAGGCAAACUUACCUUGGUUAGGAAAAGCUCAAAACUGGGCAAAAUUUACGGCCACAGCCUCGCUAGGUGUCAUCCAUAAAGGUAACCUGUUAGAAGGUAAAAAGGUUAUGGCUCCUUAUUUACCGGGUAGUCGAGCUUCUUCUAGAUUCAUUAAAGGUGGUUCAUUGUAUGGUUUAGGUUUGAUCUAUGCUGGUUUCGGUCGUGAUACUACUGACUACUUAAAGAACAUUAUAGUCGAAAAUAGCGGAACUGCAGGUGAUGAAGAUGUAGAUGUCUUAUUACAUGGUGCUUCCCUAGGUAUUGGUCUUGCUGCUAUGGGAUCAGCCAAUAUUGAAGUGUAUGAAGCCUUAAAGGAAGUUCUUUAUAACGACUCUGCAACAUCCGGAGAGGCUGCUGCGCUAGGUAUGGGUCUGUGUAUGCUAGGAACAGGUAGGCCCGAAGCUAUUCAUGAUAUGUUCACGUACUCUCAAGAAACUCAACACGGUAACAUUACUCGUGGUUUAGCAGUUGGAUUAGCUUUAAUAAAUUACGGCCGUCAAGAGCUAGCUGAUGAUUUAAUCGCCAAGAUGUUAGCAAGUGAUGAAUCUCUAUUACGUUACGGUGGUGCUUUCACAAUUGCAUUGGCCUAUGCGGGCACGGGUAAUAACUCUGCUGUCAAGAGGCUACUACAUGUGGCUGUUUCAGACUCCAACGAUGACGUUAGGAGAGCUGCAGUCAUUGCAUUGGGCUUUGUUCUUUUACGUGAUUACACCACAGUUCCAAGAAUUGUUCAACUUCUAUCGAAGUCUCAUAAUGCCCACGUUAGAUGUGGUACUGCAUUCGCACUUGGAAUUGCAUGCGCUGGUAAAGGUUUACAAUCAGCCAUUGACGUGUUGGAACCGUUAACAAAGGAUCCGGUUGAUUUUGUUCGCCAAGCGGCAAUGAUUGCCUUAUCUAUGAUUCUAAUUCAACAAACCGAAAAGUUGAACCCACAAGUUGCUGAGAUUAACAAAACAUUCUUGAGUGUAAUCACGAAUAAGCACCAAGAGGGAUUAGCUAAAUUUGGUGCAUGUGUAGCACAAGGUAUAAUGAAUGCUGGUGGACGUAAUGUCACAAUUCAGCUCGAAAAUGCCGACACGGGUACUCUGGACGCCAAAUCUGUGGUUGGUUUGGUCAUGUUCUCGCAAUUCUGGUACUGGUUCCCAUUGUCUCACUUUUUAUCCCUAUCUUUUACUCCAACAACAGUUAUCGGUAUCCGCGGUAAUGACCAAACUAUACCAAAAUUCCAAAUGAACUGUUAUGCCAAAGAAGAUGUAUUCAGCUAUCCAAAGAUGUACGAGGAAGCCAGUGGUAAAGAAGUAGAAAAGGUAGCUACUGCUGUUCUUUCCACCACUGCAAGAGCAAAGGCCAGAGCAAAAAAGACAAAGAAGGAGAAGGGUCCCAAUGAAGAAGAAAAGAAAAAAGAACGUGAGGAAAAAGAGAAGGAAGCAGACAAAAAAGACAUAAAGGAAACAAAAGAAAAUGACGAAGAAUUUUACAAGAACAAAUACUCUUCGAAGCCUUAUAAAGUUGAUAAUAUGACUCGUAUACUGCCCCAGCAAUCAAGAUAUAUUUCUUUCAUCAAGGACGACAGAUUUGUUCCUGUACGUAAAUUUAAAGGAAACAACGGUGUGGUAGUUUUAAGAGACAAAGAACCUAAAGAACCAAUAGAGAUGAUUGAAACCGUCAAACAAAUGAAGGAUGUUAAUGCUCCACUUCCAACACCAUUUAAGGUUGAAGAUAACGUUGAUUUCCCAAAUGCUUAA
Molecule: messenger RNA, 2832 nt
Organism: Saccharomyces eubayanus
Lineage: Eukaryota; Fungi; Ascomycota; Saccharomycetes; Saccharomycetales; Saccharomycetaceae
Gene: RPN2
Product: proteasome regulatory particle base subunit RPN2
Exons: 1
Coding region: 1-2832 (943 amino acids)
Biological process (GO): proteasome-mediated ubiquitin-dependent protein catabolic process; regulation of protein catabolic process
Cellular component (GO): proteasome complex; proteasome regulatory particle, base subcomplex; proteasome storage granule
Molecular function (GO): enzyme regulator activity
Source: RefSeq, a predicted model, not a curated record